Messenger RNA from Dermacentor albipictus, 3085 nucleotides. It is a transcript of the gene Naus, whose product is annotated as cortactin binding protein N-terminal like nausicaa. The record is from RefSeq and is a predicted model, not a curated record. Lineage: Eukaryota; Metazoa; Arthropoda; Arachnida; Ixodida; Ixodidae.
CCCUAUGUCAAGAAGCACGGCGGGCCAAGACACGCGUAUUUGCUCGCGGCUGUCGAAACUCUAAUCACGUGAGAAACUUAGGCGAGUGACAGCUGCUCGUGCGCUCUGAGCGAAGCAAGAAAAAGAAAUAGCCACGAAAAACAAAACAAGAACCCCUUUCCCUGAAAUCGCCAUCUUGUGUCACGUGACGCAUGACGUCGUUAUGGCGGCGGACAGCAGCCAUCAAGCAAAAAAAGAUGGCGCCGAGUGAAAGCCAUCCGUAGCAAGCGAAGCGAGCGAUGUUACGCGAAGCUCUUCGCUGAUCCGUAUCACCUGGCCCGCUUGGAUGCCGCUCCUGGGCCGCGACUGUCGGCAAUUCCGUGGCGCCCCAUCGGCCGGCACAGUCGGCCGGCUAGCCGUCUCCGGACCCGCGGAAACAGCAGCCGUCGCAGCCAGCGUCGGCGAGUAAUAAAAAUAACAAGCCCAGGGCGCUUUGUAUCCCCUCCCGCGACGACAUGGCGGGUCGCGGGGCGCUCAAGUCCCAGCCCGGCUCGGCCGCCUGCUCCUACGAGGGAUUUGACAAGCUGUCCAGCAGCACGCUCAAGAGGCACCCUAAGAUGGAACUAUGUAAAGCUGACCUCCUCAAGCUACUCAGUGUGCUUGAGGGUGAACUUCAGGCUCGAGAAAUUGUGAUCGCUGUACUGAAGGCCGAGCAGGUGAAGCAGCUACUGUACCCGCGAAAGGCAGGCGCCAACGGCGCAUCGGGCAGCGACCCCUGGGCAGCCCUGCAACGGGACGUGCUCAAUGCCUACGAUGGGCGAUUCGACAUGACCUCGGUGCGAGCUCUACACGGUCUUCAACUGCACCACUUGGAACAACUCAUCGCGUUGCACCGGCGGGUCCAGGCGCGCAACCGAGAUGAGCUCCGAGCAUUGGAACAGCGCUGUGCAAAGCUCUGCCGGGAGCUGGAAGAGGAAAAAGGGAAACGGGCGCAGGACACGGCCCAGGGCGACAACGUGACCUUUCUGCUAGAGAAGGAACGAGAGCACCUUCGCCAUGAGGUGGACCUCGAGAGGCAGCAGAGCCGGAGGCUCGAGAAGGACCUCCAGCAGGCGAAUGAAGCACUUGAAAUGGAGCGAAGUCGACAGAAGCAGAUGGUAUUGCUCCUCCUGGCCGAAAGAAAGCGGUUAAUUGUGCGACUAAUCCAGGAACGGCAACGGGGAGAUCAACUUCUUCAGGGCUUAAAGGACGAAAAGGCUCGGUCGUCCGAAAUGGUGGAAGGCCUGGAAGAGGAGAGUAAACGGUCGCUCCAGAUGGAGGAGGAAUUGGAGCGGCAAGCAGCGGACUUUGAGCUGGAGAGGGAACGCUUCCAGACACAGGUGGCUGAGCUGAAGGCGCAGAAUGCCCAGCAGCAGUUAGAGCUGGAGCGACUGCGGCAGGAGGCAGAGCGCUUGGUUCCGCCCCCCGCACCCGCACCUCCACCCCUUGGAGAGGGGGUCCGCAGUGCCACCAUCAUCACCCCUGCCAGCGCACCUGCACCCACUGUCAGGGCGGCUGUUCCCACUCCGACCCCACCCCGGGGGGUGGCAGUCGGCCCCAAGGUCCCGCCCUCUGCAACCAAGGCUCCACCCCCGACAGUGCCGCAGGUGCCGCCAAAGCCAACUCCCGACCGGACUCUGGUCAAAAAGCCAGUAGGACCGACGACACCAGGCACAGCCGGCAUAGCGUCAGCGACUGGGACCAUUCUGAGGCCCACCCCGCCCCCCGUGCCGCCCAACAAGCCAGUGCUACAGCGCAAGGAUCUGGGACCGAAGCCUCCUGUGCCCCCCCGGACGGUGCCAGACACAGCACAGGUGGGUGGUGGCUUCACUUCGAGCCCCGCCCGUUACGUUCGCUGCAUGAUGGCGUCGCCUACAGAGAGGGUGGGGCCUGCUACAGCCUCUGCGUCGGGCCUCGAUCUGAUUGGACCCGAACUGGCCGACUUUCAGAGCGUUCUGGUCUCCAUGGCCAUGGAGAAGCCAAACAGUCCACUGCGCAGUGGUUCCUAGAGGGCUGUAGAUGUCUCACAAUUUAUUUCUUGUUCCAUCAUCAACCCUCGAUAGGGUAGGGAGCAGAACCAUCAACAUUAAUAGCACUGGGUAGUGAGAAAGCAUUAGGAUAACAGCUAACUACCAACUGUGCAUCCUAACUUUCAGCUUAUGAUAAAGUCGGUAAAUUUCGGGGACAUUUUUCAUGUCUGUUUUCGAGAGGGGGGUGAGUCAGGCCUGUUAGAUCUCCCGUGUUGGGCAGGUCGUAGAGCAUUGCGGAAGUCUUGCAUCUUGCUUUGGCCCUACACAUUACCAUCCUUCGCAGGUAGAAACAUUUGCGGUAGUCUUGCUUGUCUUUGGCUGACAUUGGAAGAGAAUUCGUCUUUGAUCACGUUAGUUACAGGGUAUGUUAAAGUCGGUGCCUUUUUUAACUUUUUGACGUUAGUCACAAAAAGUGAGCAGAGGUAGCAUUUCUAUUCACUGGGAAUACCAUCUUCUGGCUCUCAUUCCCACUACGCUGAGGGCCUGUUAUUCCGGGCGCACAAAAUGUUGCCAUCAUCCCAGAGUCCUUCCUGUGCCAGAUAUUGACCUUUUUCGACCUGAGGUGGCUCCUUCAGUGUCUCCUUGUUGUUGCGGCAGUGGACAAGCGAGAGGGUUCGCUGCAGGGAAACCAAAUAAGCUUGUGAGUGUCUGGCAGCUUAAUUCCAUUGUGACAUCCGUCAAAUUGUUAGUCCUGAUAGACGGGAAAGUGAACGAUGGACCACCGACCUAACAAAUAUUUACUUCAGGCAAACGGAAAUGCAACUGCGCGCUAAGUACCCUUACAGAGUACUUUGAAGUCUGCGGCCUGUUUCUGCAGUUCGUCUUGCAUCGGUCUUUAUAAAAAGUGAGGCCCCUGGAAGCAUAUUGGUCCACAUUUUCGUCUUUAUUCCUGAUUUGCUCAAUCUUCCACCUAGUUUAGCAACCGCCUUAGAUAGUAAACAGGGUAAUUACUGUUUGAUUACAACCAGAUGCGUCAAAACAACUACAAAAUGUUUUUCGAAGAUACAAUUGAGUAGCUGUGUCUUCUAUUGCUUGUU